GAAUAUCACCCUCCUUAGCAGCAGUCCAAUCAAACGCCUGUUGUUUUUGGGUGGCCGUCGUACUCCAUCAGUUCAUUUAAAAACCAAACUGUCCAAUAAAAAACAAUGCAGGUUUAUUCCACCAUUUUUUUAAAAAAGGAAGGAUUUCCUCUUUAGAAUACAUAAGACAUUCAGGUCAGUCAUUGGCAACAUCUCACUGUAAAAGAAUCAAGAAUUAUAAAGGCGCUUUGGCCAAGAGGUCUUCAGGUUUGAGCAGCUUCUCUUUUCUGUUCUUGACGCACUGAAAUGUUUAAAUGUUUCUUUGCCAUUCACACCCUUUGGGAACCACUAAUCCCAUCAAAACACUUAAAUGGGCUAUAAUCAAACACCUUUUUUUCCCCUUGGGGGUUUCCAUCAGAUAAAAGGAGCAGAGCCCUGGGGGUUGGUGGGUGGGGGUCGUGCAGAUAUAAAGCGCCCCACACCCUGACCUUUGCUCAGAUCUGCAGAGACCUUUGACUCUACGAGGCAUCCUCACGUUACGGAGGCGCCAGCGAUGCUCCCCGCGGCGGUCCUGCUGGCCUUGGCCCUGCGCCGGGCGGCGGGGCUGGACCUGGGCUUAUCCACCAAGUGCGUCUCCAUCCCCACGGACAUGGCCAUGUGCCACGACAUCGGCUACUCGGAGAUGAGGCUGCCCAACCUGCUGGGUCACGUCGGUUUGCCCGAGGUCGUGGGGAAAGCCGCCGCGUGGCAGCGCCUCGUCAGCACCGGCUGCCACCCGCACGCGGGGAUCUUCCUCUGCUCGCUCUUCGCACCCGUGUGCUUGGACACUUUCAUCCAGCCUUGCAGAAGCAUGUGCGUUGCGGUCCGCGACAGCUGCGCCCCCGUCUUGCAAUGCCAAGGACGCGCCUGGCCCAGCAGUUUGGACUGCGAUCGGUUCCCCGCAGAUGAGGACACGUGUCUUGCAUCCCUCGGCAAAGAAGUUAAGCGUGGUCUCGGAGCCUUUCCCAAGCCUAUCUGCCAGACUUGCCCGGCCAUUGAUGAGCUCUUGACGCGCCGGAAAGUGCUGGACAUUUUUUGUAUCGGCAAUUUUGCCGCAAAGGUGAAACUGUCCAGGAAACGACCUGCCUUCGGCGCUCCAGAAUAUGACAUUGACUGCCAGGUGGAAUUCAUUAACCAGGGGUCGCUCUUGCCUUUCGAUGCUCGCAGUGUGAUUAAGCAGUGGUUUCUGAUCAACGAAAACUGUACUCGGCAACUGGUUCAUGCCCACCGUCCCAAGGUGUAUCUUAUUGUGGGGACCACAGAGGAAAUGAACAUCGUUGUCAACCAAGUGUAUCACUGGCAGAAAUGGGAUUACAGGUUGACCCUGGCAACGCAGAAACUGAAGCAACGCAAAUGCACUUAACUCUUCAUUAUCCAGCUUCCAGCAUUCGUGAAUUCUCCGCUGAUCCAAGAGCACAAGCAAAGGCCCAGCAUAUUCUCAGCAGGCCCAUUCACUUCAAUGGAGGGAGCUAAUCGGGGCCAGAUUUAGGUUUGAUGAGGCCCUAAGCUAUGGAAAGUCAUGGGGCCCUUUCUAUGUCCAGCUGUCCUUUGUCAACAACAAAUGGUCGCUGUUUUUUGUGUUGAAUAUAUGCUAUAUGGUAAUUUAUGGACCUAAUAGGUAUCUAAAGCCAUUUGCACGUGUUGCCAUGCAACCAGUCCAUGCAGAAUGUAGGCACCCUAUACAGUGGUACCUCGGGUUACAUACACUUCAGGUUACAGACUCUGCUAACCCAGAAAUAGUACCUCGGGUUAAGAACUUUGCUUCAGGAUGAGAACAGAAAUCGUGCUCCGGCGGCGCGGCAGCAGCAGGAGGCCCCAUUAACUAAAGUGGUGCUUCAGGUUAAGAACAGUUUCAGGUUAAGUACAGAUCUCCUGAACGAAUUAAGUACUUAACCCGAGGUACCACUGUAUAUAGAAAUGAGCAAACCAGUGAUAUUUUAGGGAGCAGGCUAGCAGGCGGGGCCCAUUACUUACAUCAUAGGAGCCUACACAACACAAAACGCUGUUGCUGUAUGUAGGUUUUAUUUUAUUUGUUUUUUAUCUUAUAUUUUGGAAAUGUACAUCUAGGUUUUUUUCCUUUAAUUUUUUUGGGGCCCCCAAGAGAGUGAAGCCCUAAGCUAUAGCUUGUUUAGCUUAUACGUAAAUCUGGCACUGGAGCUAAUAUAGAACGGAAGGCAUAUGAAUAUGUUCCUUUUUGAAAUGUAUGGAGAAGUUGUGUCAGGACGGCUUAGGCUGUGCACAUAUUUGGAGCUCCCAUUCCUGGAAUAAUACGUGCAAUGGAUCAGGGCAAAGGUGUCUUGUAAAAUCCAAGUGUAUCAUAAACCAAACAUCAAGCCUUACCUCUUUCUGAAGUGCGAUAGAACAGAUAUAAAUGUCUGCUUGUGCUGUGGACUCUGAAUAUUUUCCAUGGGAUCGCAUCCACGUUAUAUAUUUAAAAGCACAACACUUCCGCCAAAGGAUUCUGGGAACUGCAGUUUGCUAAGGGUGCUGGGAAUUUUAGCUCUGCUGGGGUUCAGCUAUGGUU
This is a messenger RNA of Podarcis raffonei (Aeolian wall lizard), 2542 nucleotides long. Its product is annotated as secreted frizzled-related protein 2-like. The transcript is spliced from 4 exons. The record is from RefSeq and is a predicted model, not a curated record. Gene Ontology annotation, biological process: negative regulation of canonical Wnt signaling pathway; canonical Wnt signaling pathway; non-canonical Wnt signaling pathway. Gene Ontology annotation, molecular function: Wnt-protein binding. Bases 533 to 1381 code for a protein of 282 amino acids. Lineage: Eukaryota; Metazoa; Chordata; Lepidosauria; Squamata; Lacertidae.